AUGAGCUCAAUAGGCCAAAGCAUAUUGAUGGCCCUGACUGUUACAGUGAACAAGUUUGCUUCAUCUAAUGUGCAGGCAGUCCAUAGAAGGCAACGCAAAGAUAGAAAGAAAACCAUUUCCUCCAAGGCAGCCAACGAUUUUGGAAGAAGAGGGCUGCUCUUAUCUGCUGCAUUUGCUACUCCCCCUGUCAGUGAAUCUGGGGCUGAGCUUCUUAAAAAGUAUCUGAAGAAGUCAGAAGAGAACAAGGCCAAGAAUGACAAGGAGAGAAUGGACAGUUACUAUAAGCGCAAUUACAAGGAUUACUUUGAGUUUGAGGGAGGAACUAUAAGGGCGAAGCAAGGGGAGCUUACCAAAUCAGAGAAGGGGAUUCUUGAUUGGCUUGAAAAUAACAAGUGA
Messenger RNA from Prunus armeniaca (apricot), 396 nucleotides. NCBI's taxonomy places the organism in Eukaryota, Viridiplantae, Streptophyta, Magnoliopsida, Rosales, Rosaceae. The record is from the annotation of a GenBank genome assembly.